This is a messenger RNA of Erythranthe guttata (spotted monkey flower), 1728 nucleotides long. RefSeq names its product putative isoprenylcysteine alpha-carbonyl methylesterase ICMEL2. Lineage: Eukaryota; Viridiplantae; Streptophyta; Magnoliopsida; Lamiales; Phrymaceae. The record is from RefSeq and is a predicted model, not a curated record.
CCGUGGCGUGAUGAAACUAUAAAGAAUUAUCAGUCACACCAACAGAACGUGAAAUAAUAUCACAGACAGAUCGUUUCGCGCAAACCGAUACACAAAACGACAGUUAUCAGCACGACUUCCGACUUAUACCAAUUUUUUGCUAAUCCCCAUAAAAACCUCCACCGUUUUUUCAUUCUACAUACACACCACGAUUCUCCAAACCCUCGAUUCUCGUUUUUUUUUCUAAUUCCCAAGCGCGGCUCCCUUCUCCGGCGCCGAUGGAGACGUCGUCGUCCUUGCCGGCGAUUUUCCCUUCCACGGAUGAAAUUACGGAAGAGGCGGAAACCGUUAGUCUCGUUAGAGUUUCGAGUUUACCUAGUGGUUUUUCGAGCCAGCAGAGGAGGCGGAGAGUUGGCAACAAUACGGCGUCGUCGUUGGGGGCUCUACCGCGUCGUCAGCAGUUCAGCCGUGAGAUCGGCCAUGCCGCGGCGGAGACUUAUUUGCUCACUCGCCUCAGCUUCAAGCUGCUUACCUAUCUCGGGGUAGGCUACCGGUGGAUAACAAGACUGCUAGCCCUUGCUCUUUAUGCCAUGCUGCUUAUGCCUGGAUUUCUCCAAGUUGCAUAUGAUUAUUUCUUUUCGAGCCAAGUCCGUCGAAGUGUUGUUUACGGAGAUCAACCAAGAAAUAGGCUGGAUUUAUAUUUACCUACAAACACUGAUGAAUUGAAGCCAGUGGUGAUAUUCGUAACUGGUGGAGCAUGGAUUAUUGGGUACAAGGCGUGGGGUUCUCUCUUAGGAUUACAUUUGGCAGAAAGAGAUAUUAUUGUGGCAUGCAUUGAUUACAGGAAUUUUCCACAGGGGACAAUCAGUGACAUGGUUAACGAUGUUUCCCAAGGAAUUGCAUUUAUUUGCAACAAUAUUAUUGAAUUUGGAGGAGAUCCUAAUAAGAUUUAUCUCAUGGGUCAAUCUGCCGGAGCACAUGUUUCUGCAUGUGCUCUUCUACAGCAAGCAGUAAAAGAAUCCAGAGGCGAGAGCAUUUCUUGGAGCAUGUCUCAGAUAAAUGCCUAUUUCGGUUUGUCCGGAGGGUACAAUUUACUAAAACUAGUCGAUCAUUUCCAUGGUCGAGGAUUGUAUCGCUCCAUCUUUUUAAGUAUCAUGGAAGGGGAAAAAGGAAUGGAACAAUUUUCUCCCGAAAUUAUUGUACAAAAUCCCGGCAUAAGUAGUGCAGUUUCUCUGCUGCCACGUAUUAUUCUGUUUCAUGGUACCUCAGAUUAUUCCAUACCAUCUCACGCAAGUAAAAUAUUUGUGAAUACACUCCGAAAAGUGGGGGCUCAAGCUGAUCUCAUCUUGUACGAUGGCAAAACUCAUACCGAUUUAUUCCUCCAAGAUCCUCUAAGAGGUGGUAAAGAUGAACUUUUCGACUAUUUGAUUGGCUUUAUACACGCUAAUGACAAAGAAGCUCUUGCUAAGGAUGCUAUGGCUCCUCCGCGAAGACGUUUUGUACCAGAAAUACUGCUCAGAUUAGCCGGCAAAGUCAGCCCUUUCUAGAAAUCGAAGCUUCGAAAUCGGGUCCCACUACUUCUUUAUAUAUUCAGCUUGUAUGAUAGAACUGAUUUUGGUUUUGUUGCUAUGUUAUUUUUUUCUUUUGUUUGUGUUUUAUUUAUUGUUUACUCCAAUUGUUUCUUAGUCCCAUGCUGCUUCUGCUACUUUCGUUGAUUCAGUUUUUGUAUAAUUGGCUGAAAUCUUAAAA